This is a messenger RNA of Erythranthe guttata (spotted monkey flower), 532 nucleotides long. RefSeq lists its product as uncharacterized. The record is from RefSeq and is a predicted model, not a curated record. Lineage: Eukaryota; Viridiplantae; Streptophyta; Magnoliopsida; Lamiales; Phrymaceae.
GAUCGAUUCGGAAAAGAUGGAGUCUUUUCCCGACCAAGAAUUCUCUUUCUCCGAUUGGGAUUACUUCAGUUUUCUCCUCCUUCGUCCCGUUCUCGCUAUUCUCUUUACGCUCUCAUUACUCUUCUUCGGGUGGUUCUUGGCAUGGAAGUUGGUGCUGGUUCAUGUACCUCUAGUGCAAGAGAUCUUUGGUCUACGGAAAAAACUCGUCAAGCCAAAGCCGGCUGGUAGAAGAAGAAUUACACAAUUUUACAACAGAAUCAAUGCCCAAAAUCCUUUAGAAUGAAUGCCACUGCAAGAGCUUGAGCCGUACGUACGAUACUUUGAACAAUGGCAUUGGUCUUAAAGCUUACAACUGUAACCCGUUAGCUGUAAAAGUGGAAGUUUGAAGCAGAGAAGAAGAAGAAGAAGAAGAAGAAGAAGCUAUCCACAGUUGUAAAUAGGUCCUAAUGUGUAACUGAUUCAUGUCUGACGUUUAUCAGUUAUUAAUGUUAGGGAUAUAUUCUUGAAUUGUGUUAACUGAACCUUUUAUUAC